AUGGAGAAGUCCAUGAGAUUGAUCAGGAUCCUGAAGGGAGGGGAGAAGGCCCUUAUGAGGUUGGGCUACAUUUCAUCUAUUCUUGCAGUGUUCAUUGGUCGGAAGCUCAUGGAUACCACCAAUAAAGUCAUGUCCCUCCAACUAAUAGGCUCCGUAAUCCCUCUCCUCAAGCCAUGUCAUCAGCUUAACUAG
This is a messenger RNA of Thlaspi arvense, 192 nucleotides long. The record is from the annotation of a GenBank genome assembly. Lineage: Eukaryota; Viridiplantae; Streptophyta; Magnoliopsida; Brassicales; Brassicaceae.